Molecule: messenger RNA, 6733 nt
Organism: Salvelinus namaycush (lake trout)
Lineage: Eukaryota; Metazoa; Chordata; Actinopteri; Salmoniformes; Salmonidae
Product: BRD4-interacting chromatin-remodeling complex-associated protein-like
Exons: 12
Coding region: 2243-4576 (777 amino acids)
Biological process (GO): positive regulation of DNA-templated transcription
Cellular component (GO): SWI/SNF complex
Source: RefSeq, a predicted model, not a curated record
CAGAACAGGGACAGUGAGAAAAAUAUAUGAGUGGGAAAGGAGGGAGGGAGGAGGAGGAGGGGGGAGCAAAUUAAAAGUUGCCAAAUGGAGAUAUUGGGUUUCAAGAAGAGUGAGACAGGAGUAAGGGUUUGCCUUCUUUCAGUCGUCUUUAUGUUAUGCUAAUCGAAAUAAAUAUUUAUGUCUCGACGCUGUUUAGUCCGUUAGCCGUGUCAACGAAUUCUGUCCGACGAUUCUAAAUAGGCGACAACGGAGCUAACCUAGAACAGGCCGAUGUUUACCAGUAAAAAAAAAUCAUCGGUCAAAUAAGUAGCCCCAAGAGCUGCUUGAUGGAAGACUCCGCGCUCUAGUAAAUUCCACGAUUGAAAUACGUCUGUUCAGCAAAUCGAGAGAAAUGUGACGUUUUGCAUGCUGGCAGAUGAGCUAAAUACCGUAGAAGACAAGUGGUAGCCUUAGUCUACCCCAACAGAGAAAGAGCACGUCAGCUAGAGGCUGGAAGGACAGGCUUUUUGUGCUCGAAUGCGAUUCAUUGCCCGUCGAUUCAGUCUAUUUUUGGACAUAAAAAUAGCAAGCUGUACAUUAACUGGCUUUCUUAACGACGCCAAAGAUUGAGCGCUGUGCCACGACUGUCGUUAGCUAGCGGUUCGACUCAGCACAAUGCUAAGAUUUGGGAGGGUGUUAUUGCGAUGUCGAAAUUCAAUUGGAGCAAAAUGUUUCGACUAUUCUUCGGAUGAGCUGGUUUAGCUAUCUCUUCUUAUACGCCUACUCCGACCACUGGGCGAGUUGUAGGGGGGGAGAGGAAAUGCUAUAUUUUGUGUUUCUUUUGCAUUUAUUGGCCAGCUAGCUGACAACGUUCUAGCUAGCUGCUUGUUUUCCCACAUUCGGUCAAAUUUAUCUAGUCAAAUCUUUGAUAUUUCAAAGCCAAAUGACAGGUUUUUUUUGACACUGCGUGUGAAUUUGGACAGUUAACGUUAUUUGACACGUACAAAUGCAAUGUUUAGUGGUGCUAGCUCGCCACUAUGGCAUAAAAUAACCAGUGAAAUGGGCAGAGGGACAUUAUAAAGCUAGCUAAGGUUAGCUAGUCGCGUAGCCAACGUAUACUACGACGCCAUCAGAUUAUUUUCAACUAGCGUUUCGUUAACUAACAAGACUUGAAGGGACCAUCCAAGAGCGCGUGUAUCGGUUUAAUUUGUGAAGUAAAAUGUAUUGUUUUGUUUCCUUUUUGGGGUGUGGAAAACUGCAUAUAAAGUGCCACGCUUAUCUGCGUAUGCCAUAUGUCUGGUUAAGGACAAACUAGCAGCCCAACUAUUGAAAAUACAACUAGUUUCGCAAUUUCAAAACGGCCAGUUAGAUCUGAUUAACCAUAGUCGUGUAAUUCCCUACAUUGAACUACUCAAUUGUAGCUGAGACUUAGUCGCAUUGCUUUGAGUCUCAUCAGGCUUUUCUUUCUCAAAUAAAGAUGGUGGCGGAGUCGCCAUUUUGUUUCAUACUUGCUAAAUUUUUCCAGACUGAUACGGGAGUACGAGGCUACAUCACUGAUUUGACACAAUGUAUCAGAUUUGUAAUUCGACAUGACGUCGAAUGAACGAUACAAAUAAGUAAAAAAAAUAAGUCUAUAAUUGGGACACAUCACAGUAUAUUAGGCCCCCUACACUGGCAAUCCAUUUUUCAAAGCCCCACCUUGUUUAACCCUGGCAUUGCAGCUCUAUGAAUUAACCAAAUAACAGUUUCGCCCUUGAGAAUAAUAUGAUACUAUUGCUAUUCACUGUUCUAUGGCCCCUUCCGCCAUGAUACAAGGUCAACAUCAUAGGAGUUAGUUAUGUGGAAUGUUGGCUAUAGAACAAAUUUAAAUGCUUUCUAAACGUUCAACUCCCAGACAACCUUGAAAUUGAACAGGGUGGAGUUAUUUACACCGAUGGCCAUCUUCAUUCUAUGGGAGGUGACAGGAGAGACGACCAAUGUGCAGGAGAAGGGUAGGGUUCGGGAGCGUCACUCGCGGUCUGCUGUAGAGCAUGGUGCUUGCAACGCCAGAAUAGUGUGUUGUAUGCAUACGACUGUAAAUCGCUUUGGAUAAGAGCGUCUGCUAUAAUUUCAUAUAUUAUUACUCUCAGGGAAUCUGGAUACUAGGUGGAGGGAUAGGGGCAAUACUGUACGUACUGUUCUCUUAACCUCGCUCUCUCUUUCCUGUAUCUCUCUCACCCUGCUCCCUUCCACUCCAGCACAGAAAAUAAAGGGUGGUUAAUUAAUGAUUCCAUGCUCGCUGUCAGAAAGCUGUGUCAUGGAUGAUGAGGACGAUCGCCGUCUUCUGGAUAUUAUAGGAGAUGUGCAGGCAUUGAAUGACUACCUCCACGGCUCCACCAACAAGUCUAUUGAGGAGGAUGAUGUGACGAACGCAGCGUACGGCUCUGCUGGAACCUUCUUCACUAGUAACACUGCUGGCUCUAACUCCGGCCUCAAAGAUAGCGAGUUUGAGGAUUCAGCGGGGGCUGGCCUCCAGCUUUCCAGCAGCCUAUCGUUCAUCGAGGAUGAGCUGGGGGGAGGAGCCUCUCCAGGAGGAAUGGAUCUUGGAGGAGGAGAGGAUCAGCACUUUGACAUCCUGCAGAAGUCUCUCAUGGAGGCAGACAUCACUGAACAGACUCUGGAACAGGAGGCCAUGCUAGACUCCCAACCACCUCCCCCUCCGGCCCCCUCCCCAUUCCCCGCCCAGCUGGUCUCGGGGGGGUACAGCGGCGGGGUCACCACGGCGACAGCAGCGUUUCCCAGUGGUCAGUUCCUCCAGGGCGUAUCCCAGGUGUCCCAGCUGCCCAACGGCCAGGCAGGGGGGCACAUCCAGGUGUUGGGGUCCUUCGGAGGUGGUGGUGUCCAACAGAUCCUCCUCCGGCAGGGUGGGGAGAUUGGGGGGGUGAUGGGGGGAGUAGCAGCAGGGGGGCAGGUGUUCGCCGCCUCCUCCCAAACGGGCCAGGUGAACCAGGUGGGCUUGCCCUUUAAAAAUAUCCCCCUGCAGAACAUCAUCAUCCAGAGAGGACCAGGGGGCACCCAGGCCCUGGUCAGACCUAUCCAGCCCAAACCCCUUCAAGCUGGGGCUCAGACAGUCUACAGCCUGGGACUCCAGACCACAACCACCACCAUGGUUAAUACUGCGGCCCAGGGACACUACACAGCUAACGGCUCCAUCCUGGUCCACUCUCCGCUGGGGCAGCAGAACCAGGGACAACAAGCCCAGGCCAACCUGGCCCCAGGGCAGUACCUGGUCCACCACAAUGGCUCCUCAGACCCAUCCCAAUCAACCAUGGUAGCCAAUCAGAACACAGUGCAGCUUGUCACCGGGCAGAACUUCACGGCGACGGCGGGUGGUCAGCUGAUCCAGGUGGGAGGCAGUCAGGUGGGAUUAGGAGGAGCCAUGACCCAAAAAUGGCAGACUUUUCCUGGUACUAGCCCUGCCCCCAUCCAGGCGGCAUCAAAUCAGGGGUGUCUGACGCUGGUUGGCACAGCGACCACAGGGGUUCGGGGUCAAGUGUCGUGCAGCCCAGUGCAGCGCCUCGUAGUGACUCAGAACAGCAGCUCCCUCUCCCCCAUGUCUCUCUCUGGUACUGGUACUGCCACACAGGACGAGGAAUACUCACAGGCUCAGACACAGCUUGUCAACCUCCUUGGAAACAAAGCUGUGAAAACAAUGACCUCCAUGAGCCAAGACUCCCUGCUAAACACACAGGUCAGCGCUCAGAAGAGGCCGGCCCCUCAGCAGCUCACCAGAGGAGCAAUGAUGCUACAUCAGUUGACGAUGGAUCGUUCAGGGGUUCUGUCACCUGACAUCACCCGCUUCACCUCAUUGGAUGACGCACUGCACAGACUCCUCCCCUACCACAUGUUCCACGGUGCUCCGCCCAACAAGGAAGAGUUUUCUCAAGUGGAUGAUGAGUUUGAGACGAUGGCGACUCAGGUGUUGAAGAGAACCCAGGUUAUGAUCAACAAAUACAGACGACUGCUGAUGGUGGAGGCUGAGCGCUCCAGUCCCUCCUCAGAGAUGGUGAUGAUUGACAGGACCUUUAACCAAGAGGAACGCCAGAACCUGACACAGGACAAACGUAUGAUACUGGUUGACCCAGAUGGCUUCUUGGAAGAUUUCUGUUGUGCGGUGAAGCCGUCUCCCCUCUCUCCCCCCUGCCUCCCCUUGGACCCUCUCUCCUCCCCCUCGUCCAGCCAUGGCCAUAGACAGUCAGUGAGGGGGGUGACCACAGACCCCCCUUACAGGACAGACCCCCAGUCAGGCUAUGGAGACCCGGGGGGAGGUAGUGGGGGAGGAGGAAUAGACUCUUAUAAGAGUAUCAUUGACCUGAAGAGGACUCAACAUAGCAACUAUGGAAACAAAGCUGCUUGUAGCAACAACAACAACAACAGCAACUAUCACCUUGGAAACGUGGCUGCUACGGCCACAGCGGCAGUGUCGACAGGGACGGAACAGACUCAGCACCUGUCUCACCUGUCCUCUCACCCCCAGGCCCCCCUACCCCUCCCUCCCACCCCGCCCGACACAGACUCGGUUCUAGAGGCAGCCGUCAACAGCAUUCUAGAAUGUUAGACAGACUGAUGGGCAGACGUGCCCAUCACUCUAUCGUUCCAUUUCUCCAUCUCUCCCAUCCUUUCCCCCCAGGGAUUACAUGUUUGUUGUUUAUUUUCUGCUUCUCACUCUCAUUGUCAGUCCAGUUCAACCACCUCUGAGUUAGUUACAGCCAUAGAAAUAUAAUCUAGAUUGUAUUUCUGUGGUUACAGUAUUAUGUUUACUGUAGGACAGCCAGGGGUCAUGAUCUUUGUGACAUCAUAUCCUGUUGGGUGUGAGUGGGGAGAGGAUGCAAAGAUUGUCUAUUAUAUUGACAAAAUAGUCGAUUGACUGCUCUAACAAUGGAAAUACAUGUCCUCUAAGAUGGAAGGCAGGUGGGAGGUGGCGAGAUCAGGUAGGACUAUUUUAGCCAAUGAGAGGGCAGAUACGUGUGUGAUUAACAGGCUAUAGAGAUAGAUGGACGACUCAUCUCUGUAUCUGUGCCAUCAUAGCGUCUGUGACAGCAUGGGCAGCACCAUUGAGGCUAUUUCCAUUUUAAAGUAGUACAUUUUCUUCUUCAUUGGCCGAUUGCUUCCAACUCAAUAGGAAUCCCCACCGAGUUGGCUACUUUAAAUUGGUGGAAGCCCCAAUGGCCACUUUAAAACAAGUUAUAUCCACGAUGAGUCCUCUAUAUACAGUAUCUCUAUGACAACAGGUACAACUCAGAUAUUAAUGCCACGUGUGUCCACUUAUAUCAGUGCAUUUGUAACAACCGAACCGUUGCAAAACUUCUAUUUGAUCAAAUAAGCCUCAUGUAGCAAAUGAGCAAGUACAUUUUUUGUUGACCAAAUUCGACACCCUCUCUCAUUGACCUCUAUACAAAAAUUCCUGAACCCCAAUGUUAGGCUACGUCCCACAAUGCUGAAGUUCAGGGAGGAGGAAGAUGAUGAUUCUGUGCCUGAGAAAUUCUACGUUGUCCUUGAAAUGUUUACAUGAAGAAGCCUUGUAAGAAAUGUCCUUUUUAGACCUGACAUUACACACCUACACAUAAAAUACAGUAGUAAUUGAUGGUUUGGAAAACUACAACAAAUAUAGCUAUUUUUGUGUUUUCUACUUCAGUCUUCAUGGUAAAGUCAAGCCAGAGAGACUCACUCACACUCUGUCUAUAGAACGACUAAACAAGCAGCUUUUGGUUUUCUGUCAGUUUUGUCAUUUUCUUAUUUGGCAUUUUUCUUUUGUACCUUAAAGGUAUGUGACGCCCCUCUGCACUCACACACAUUCACUCUCGUCAGAGUGUAUUGGUGUUGGGGGGAGCUAACUCCUCAGAUUGAGGGAGAAAUGUUUCGACGUGUUUAUCUUUUUGUUUCAUUUAUUUUUUAUUUUUUUUUAUAAAUCACUAUUUGUGUUGUUAGGGAUGUGUGUCCCAGUGCAACCACUGUAACCGUCGUGAGAUUUAAUGACCCUGGAAGGUCAUGGGUUGUAUGUGUAUGUCUCUGCGUGCGUACGUACGCUGGACGAAUGUUACUCAUUACUUCGCCCACUUAACUUUCCUCUCCUCCAUUCUAUCCAUCACUUCACUCAAUCCUCCUGUCCCUCCCAACAAUUAUACCCCAAUCAACAGGAGAGAGAGAGAGAGAGAGGGGAGUGUCUAUGCUCAUAAAUUGACCGAAUGGACAGACUGAAGGCUUUAGAGAGAGAACACAGCUGUCUGUUUUAGUUUGUCUCGUCAACCCUCUGUAUUUCAGCCCUGGUCCUGACCACCCACAUGUCUCAAAUUACACCCUAUGCCUGUGAUAGUGCACUACUUUUGACAAGCUUAUGUGGCGUGGAGCAAAAGUAGUGUACUUGAUGGCGAACAGUCGUUUCACACAGGAGUGCCUAAGGUUGAUAUACUAGGCUCUUUCUGCCAAGGAGUGACACAUUUUUACUUCAUUACCCCCAUUUUCACUGUUUACUUUUGUUUGUCUCACUCUGUACAUGAUUUGUAUAGUUUUUAUAUAUAUAUCUAUAUAUAUAAAAAUGAAACAAUAUUUAUACUUUUUUGUAAAGAAAAAGAAUGUAAAAGUUUUUUUUUUGUAUUCUGUUGGCUAUGAAGUGUUCCAAGAGAAAUCGUUACAAAUACUGUCAGUUGUUCAUUUUUAGUUUGUGUUCACUACAACAGAAAGAGAAAAGUCAACAAUAAAUUCAUUUUGAAUACAA